This is a messenger RNA of Clonostachys rhizophaga, 1167 nucleotides long. Lineage: Eukaryota; Fungi; Ascomycota; Sordariomycetes; Hypocreales; Bionectriaceae. The record is from the annotation of a GenBank genome assembly.
AUGCCUCGCCCUAACCUCCCCCCCACACCGGGGUCGCUAUCUGACCUGAAGGGCCAGGACGGCACGCAGAAGCUGGCAUCUCUCAACAUAUCCCUUGAGCUGCCUCCCCCAGCUCUUCAUGAUGUUGCCCGCAUCUCGCCGCCCACAGACCAGCAUGGCCAGAACCAGCUCCCCCCCUCGCCGCAGUCGACAUAUCCCAUGCAGGCCGCCGAGACCGUCAAGGCCCGGAGGCGAUCGUCUACCGCCAAAGAAAACACCUUUGCCCUCCCUCCGCCGCCCACACGAUCUCGCAAGAUUAUUCAGAUGAAGCCUCCCCAAGAUGAGGCCAGUGACAGUACCGUGACAAACGCAACAAACUCGGCGGCAAAGGGAAAAGAGUCGGGCAAGGGCAAGGGAGCUGCGAGUGCGAGCAAGACUCCCGCGACUGGGGCUGCGGGAUCCGGUGGCCAACAAGGGAAGAAGAAGCAGCCUAGUGCGACUAGUGCUGCAGGAAGGAAGAUUGCAAGAAAGACAGCUCACAGCCUGAUCGAGAGGAGGAGGAGAAGCAAAAUGAACGAGGAGUUUGCUCUUCUCAAGAGUAUGAUUCCUGCUUGCACGGGCGAGAUGCACAAAUUGGCCAUUUUACAGGCAUCUAUUGAAUACGUUCGGUACUUGGAAGACUGCGUGUCUAAGCUCAAAGCGCAACACGAUCAAGACCAGAGCCGUGGCCUCGUCAGCCAACUGCCAUCAAUUCGCGAAUUUCACCCUACAUUCCGGGAUGAUACUGCAGACGUUGAAAUGACGGACUCCGAAGCCGUCUCCCCAACGUUUACAGCUGUUCCCGAUCAUCCUAGUAACAUGCACCCUCGCCACCCAUCUGUAUCCCCAGCUCUUUAUGCUCAAGACGCACGGGGCAGACAGCACUCAUACUCGUCAGUUUCAACUGAACAUCGGAACUAUAGCUACAGCUCAUCUGCCGGCACCUCUCCUGCUUUUGGACCACAGACACAGGGCCCUUAUGCUAUAAGUAAUGCGGGCUCGACGUUGACAAGCCCAGCUCUCAACCCCCAGUCAGACCUUGACCAGGAGGCCACCGCAGCUCUGUUAAUGCUGAACAGUGACCGAAGAGGCUACGCUAAGGGUGCAAAUCGACGGACUGUUUCGGUUCGGGACCUCCUGAGUACAUGA